CCCCGGCCGCCGCCGAGUGACAGACCUGCGCAUGCGCACUGCUGAAAAUCCGGUCAGGAAAGCACUUCCAGGGCAGGCUACAUGUGAGGCUGUGGAGAGGUCACCCGGACACAGCUGCUUCGCCAUGUCUUCCCUGUCAAGUUACGCCAUCCGAAUGUCUCGUCUCAGCGCCAGGAUCUUCGGAGACGUAGUUAGGCCUACAAAUACUUACUCAAUGAAGGUAGUGAAACUUUUCAGUGAACAACCCCUGGCAAAAAGGAAGGAGGUCUACGACUGGUACCCUGCGCACGAUGUCUACGCGCCACUCAUGCGCAAUCUGAGAUUUCUUGGGCUUUACAGGGAUGAACACGAGGACUUCAAAGAAGAAAUGAAGCGCUUGAGACGACUGCGUGGUAAAGGAACGCCCAAGAAGGGUGAAGGCAAGAGGGCAAAGAAGAAAUAGGCUGCACACGACUCAGAUGCUGCAGUGACUGAAACUUAAAGGGGCGGUACUGAAUGUACAUAUAGCCAUGAAGCCGAGCUGAACGGAGUACACAAAGCCUUUAGGUGGACGAGGCGGUGUAAUAUUGUACAGAUGUCACUUUUCUGGGCGUCCUCGUGGGGUGAAAAAUAAAUAAAACCAUAUUUGAAUAUU
Bufo gargarizans (Asiatic toad) is the source of this 634-nucleotide messenger RNA. RefSeq names its product mitochondrial ribosomal protein S33 (gene MRPS33). The record is from RefSeq and is a predicted model, not a curated record. The transcript has 3 exons. NCBI's taxonomy places the organism in Eukaryota, Metazoa, Chordata, Amphibia, Anura, Bufonidae. Bases 32 to 442 code for a protein of 136 amino acids. Gene Ontology annotation, cellular component: mitochondrion.